CGCGAGACUGUGCCGCUCAAGCUGCGCGCACCAAGAAAAAAAAAAACAAAAAAAAAAACUGCUCGAGGCUGAAACGUCAGUCAUUUUCAUGUGCCAAGAGGUGACGACUGUGUGGACAGCUUUUAGUUCAUACUCCUGUAAGAGACAGAUCCUCUUAACUUUAGUCAUAGUUUUUUGUUUUUCUUCGGUGUUGUCUGAGUUACAUGGAGGCGCAUUGAAGCAGCGACGACAUCCUUACUCCAAACAAGUUUAGGAGCAGCUUGAACACAACACACAUGGACAUCAGGAGGAAAAGGCCCAAUGAUGCUGCCUACUUCAGCGUACUCGGCUUCAGCUCCAAAUAGUUGCAUCAGCCAGCCGAACACCCACCUUAAUACACCUGAAGAGGACGAUGAGACUAUGAACACAGAGGAGCAAGAAACCAGCGCUGUUCAUAAACUGGACUCCACCUCCAACAAUGAUGGCAGACCCCCCUCCUUGGACCGUGCCGCAAUUUCCGAUGACUCCAUGUUCAGCAGACAGAGGUGGGACAGAGAGCAGGAGCUCUCGCUCCCCCUGACCAGCUCCAGCUUCUGCUCACCCCAACCCCCUCACAGCUUGCCAGCCGGAUACAGCCAGCCAACCCCAUUCCCAAGCCAAGCCGGCUGGCUCCACCCGAGCUUCGCCAGCAGCUGGUCGGAGUAUCCCAACAGUCUGCCGUCCUGUCUGAGCCAGAAAGAUUACUCCAGCUGUUCUGAAGAGAGCUGCCUCUCCAGAUACAAGUCAGUUUCCCUUCCUGGCCAGCACAGCAACAACAUGAUUAGCUUGGAGCAGCCGCUCUCUCUGCGCUCCAACCCACCUUCGGCUGAGCUGUAUCACCACACCUUGUCUCCAUACUCAUGCCCACCGCAGGGACCAGCCUGUUGUGCUCAGUGUCCUGUAGAUGUCUUUAGUAGGAGGCAUGUGGCCAACAAACACCCCUGGCCUCAGUACCAUCCAGCCUAUGGCCCGUACUAUGCAGCAGACUGCAGAUUCCCUGGAGCUCAAUUCACACAGAUUGACCCCAGUGCUCCAGCCAAAGAGAGAGAACCAAAUUACAGCACACCGUUGUCUCUGGAGCAGAGGAAGGUCUUCGUCACUUACGAAGCAGACAAUGACAAACACGUCAAUGAGAUCAUAAACUUUGUCGCACUGCUGAGACACAAUGGUUUCGAUACUCACAUUGAUAUUUUUGAGCAGCAGUUCAGAAGCAUAAGCAAGAUUGACUUCAUGGAACGAUACCUGAGCGAGAAAGAGUACCUGAUCAUCAUCAUCAUCAGUCCGAAGUACUACAAGACAGUGACGGCUUCCCCUUUCGAGCUGGAGAACGAUGAGAGGACCUUCAGCACAGUCUACAUACACAAGCAGCUCCAGAAUGAAUUCAUCCAGAAUGGAAGCAAGAAUUUCAGGUUCAUUCCCAUUUUGUUUCCUGGUGCUAAAAAGUGUCACGUUCCCAACUGGCUUCAAAACACGCAUGUUUACGGCUGGCCACGUGAUCGCGACGACAUUCUGCGGCGGCUGAUGAGGGUGGAGAAGUAUAACCCGCCUCCUAUUGGGGAACUUCCAACCAUUGUUUCCAUCCCCAUAUAGGAGAAAGAAAGCUGAUCUGAGGUCAGACAGGACUGUAAAUCCAGAGCUUGCUUCUUGGAAAGCCGUCACUCAUUUUUAUGAGGUGAUGAGGGAUGCAUGUGUGUGUUAUUUUACUGUAGGGUGCUUUGUCAACAGUUUCCACUUUUGAACUGAACGUACAGAAAUCUGAAAUGGAGUUUGUAAAAGUGCUUGCAGCCCGUCACUGCUACAUGUUUACUGGUGUCGUUUACAUCCUGAAGCUGUUCGGAAACUUAAAAAAUCCAUCUGAUUUAUAAUCAGACACAUUUUCAUAACAUGUUCAGUGUUUUUACCAUUGUGCACAUUAUACAAUCAGAGCAGAUGCGAUGAUAACCUGAGUGAGGACGGUGUGUUGAACCAACUUCCAUUUAUGAUCUGUAAACACUGACAGCUGGUAAACGUCUGAGCCAUAUUGUGUAUUAUUCCACGUGCCUAUUUAAUUCAAACAGAGCCCAAACUGCUGUUACUGUUAUGUGGCAAAAACAGGAAUAUACUGAUUUAAAAUGCUGUUUUUAUUUGUGCAUUAGUGGCUGAUGCAUGUUGUUUAAAGGGGUAUCCAGGGUUGAUAUUUACUCAGUGAAGAUUCAUAUACAGCUGUGUAUAAACAGCACUGGAGGCAUUGCUUUUCUAACUUCCGAUAUUAAAUUAUGUCAAGUUUCA
Molecule: messenger RNA, 2286 nt
Organism: Melanotaenia boesemani (Boeseman's rainbowfish)
Lineage: Eukaryota; Metazoa; Chordata; Actinopteri; Atheriniformes; Melanotaeniidae
Gene: traf3ip2l
Product: TRAF3 interacting protein 2-like
Exons: 10
Coding region: 301-1608 (435 amino acids)
Biological process (GO): humoral immune response; positive regulation of canonical NF-kappaB signal transduction
Source: RefSeq, a predicted model, not a curated record